Messenger RNA from Gossypium raimondii (Peruvian cotton), 1268 nucleotides. Its product is annotated as guanine nucleotide-binding protein subunit beta-like protein. Bases 100 to 1080 code for a protein of 326 amino acids. Gene Ontology annotation, biological process: positive regulation of protein phosphorylation; rescue of stalled cytosolic ribosome. Gene Ontology annotation, molecular function: ribosome binding; translation regulator activity; protein kinase C binding. Gene Ontology annotation, cellular component: cytosol; nucleus. The record is from RefSeq and is a predicted model, not a curated record. NCBI's taxonomy places the organism in Eukaryota, Viridiplantae, Streptophyta, Magnoliopsida, Malvales, Malvaceae. The transcript has 2 exons.
CUCUCUCUUAAUCGGUUCUCAGACACUUCUUAGCCCUUCAUUUUCUUCCCUCUGAAACCCUAAACCGCCGCCGCCGCCGCCCGUCAAACGCCGACGAAAAUGGCUUUCGAGGGAUUAGUUCUCCGCGGCACCAUGCGAGCCCACACUGACAUGGUAACAGCCAUCGCCACUCCCAUCGACAACUCCGAUAUGAUCGUUACUUCCUCUCGCGACAAGUCCAUCAUCCUUUGGCACUUGACCAAAGACGAAAAGACCUACGGUGUCGCUCGCCGCCGUCUCACCGGCCAUUCGCACUUUGUUCAAGACGUUGUUCUCUCUUUUGACUCCCAGUUCGCUCUCUCCGGUUCCUGGGACGGUGAGCUUCGCCUUUGGGAUUUGAACGCCGGAACAUCCGCUCGUCGUUUCGUCGGCCACACCAAAGACGUGCUCUCCGUUGCCUUUUCAAUUGAUAACCGUCAGAUCGUUUCGGCUUCUCGUGAUCGAAGCAUUAAGCUCUGGAACACCCUUGGAGAGUGCAAAUACACGAUCCAAGAUGGGGAUGCUCAUACCGAUUGGGUCAGCUGUGUUCGUUUCAGCCCAAAUACUCUCCAGCCUACUAUUGUUUCAGCUUCUUGGGAUAAGACUGUGAAGGUUUGGAACUUGACUAACUGUAAGAUUCGCAACACACUGGCCGGUCACUCCGGUUAUGUGAACACUGUUGCGGUUUCACCUGAUGGUUCAUUGUGUGCUAGUGGCGGAAAAGAUGGUGUUAUUUUGUUGUGGGAUUUGGCUGAAGGAAAGAAGCUUUACAGUCUUGAUGCUGGUUCUGUUAUUCAUUCGCUUUGCUUUAGCCCCAACAGGUACUGGCUUUGUGCUGCGACUGAGCAGAGCAUCAAGAUCUGGGAUCUGGAAAGUAAGAGUAUUGUGGAAGACUUGAAGGUUGAUCUCAAAGCUGAGGCUGAGAAAUCUGACGUCACCGACAAUGCAAACAAGAAGAAGGUGAUAUACUGCACAAGCUUGAACUGGAGUGCAGAUGGAAGCACCUUAUUUAGUGGUUAUACAGAUGGUGUAAUCAGAGUUUGGGGAAUUGGUCGAUACUAAGACCAACAUUCAUGCAUGCAUGUUGUGCCUUCCAAUGAGUAAUCAUAUAGUAUGAAGGAACAUGUAGUGAUACUUUUAGUUGCUUCUCUUAGCAUUUUCAAACCCUUUUAAAGAUUUUGUUUAAAAUGUUGUAAGGAUUGUUUUCAUUUUGUUUGGAGGUUUUCAUUGAGCCCUAUGCUCUUAUGUUA